GCACUUCUGACGUCACAAUAUAAUUUAUACAAAGUUUCAUGUUGGUAACACUUCACUGUUCAGUUGGUUUAAUUUUGAAAAUUGACCCCUUAAGUAUACAUUUAGUACGUAGUGUUAACGGAUUCAUCAUAUUUCACAUAAAGUUUACAAACUUUUGAGCAAGUACAUCGAAAUAUAUGGGAUAAAAGUCAUAAUAAUGGGAAAUUACAUUAAUAAAUAUUUCUUUCACGAUACUGAGACUGAAAAGGAGGAAACAAAAAUACAAUCUCCUUCCACAGAAGAAGAAAUUAUAGAAGAUAAUUUUCAUACCCCAGUAAUUCAAAAGACAUUAUCUAUUGAUCCUAGAUCAGUAACUAGUGGCAUUGAUAGAACACCAAUAGAGGUAAAUUCUACUCCUGUUGGAGUAAACAGAAAUAUGAUGUUUUCAAUUCCAAGGCAUUUACAAACUAAACCAUAUUUGGAAACAGAUCUAGAUAAACUUAUACUUUUAUCACCAAAAAAAUCUGCACCCAAAAUAGAAGAUGAAGAAUUACAAUAUUUGGACAUGGAAAACGAAUGUAAAAACAUGGAGUUAACACCAACAGUGAACACUUCAAUGAAUAAAAAGAAAGUUUCACCAAUAGAUGAUGAACGUUAUAAUAUUUUGGGACUUGAUCCUAGGUCACCGGCAGCAGAUUUCGAUAGAACUCCAAUGUUAAAGCCAAAGUCUAUGAACCUUUUAAAAGCAAGACUCCAAGAAAGUUUACAUAGACGUGGUAGCUACGACACAGACAUCUUGUAUCCAAGAUUUUCGUAUUGUGAAACUUUAUCAGAAUAUAAUAUCCCUGAAAUACAAGCCCUUCCUGAUUUAACUAUGUGCAAAGUAAAACCUUUACUUUUGGUUAAUGAAGAAGAUAGUGAUACAUUGAUUGAUUCUGACUCAUCAAGUCAUUCGGCUACAAAUGAAAUUGACUGUGGUGAAAAACAAGUGGAGAAUGAAAAUAAAGAUGAAAAUAAAACAAUUUCAAAACCAGAUAACUACAAUGAUAUAAACAUUAAAACAAACAUAAAACGUAAGGAAGUCCAUAUUACUGAUAGUGAUACAAUAAAAAUAUGGAGAGAUCCAUUAAUAUUGGAUGAUCCUACAGAAUCGCAUUCAACUGAAUUGCAAACUGUUGAAGACAAAAUAUCACAGUUGUCUAAACAAGAAGUUAUUAUAACAUUUGAUGAUGAUAGUAUUGUUAAAGAUACAUUAUCAAUGAAAUUAUCUAAAUGUGAAAUUAAUAAAAAAAGGGUAGAUGUAACUAAAAAGAAAAAGAAAGUUUUCAAGAUGGAGGAUAACAUUCUAGCAGAUGAAAAGAAAAUAUAUAAUUGUAAUAAGAAAAGUGGAAAUGAACCUACAAAGAUUCGAACUCCUCUUGGUAAUCGCUCAAACAAUGGACAAAUCCAAACAAAGUUAACAACAAAUUCUCCUCAACAAGCGAUUAGAAAUAAAGGCAUAAAGCCCAAAGUUUUGCAAGAGAAUAUGUCACCAUACAAAAAUUAUAUGGCAAAAUAUAAAUUGAAUGGUACAGAAUGGGAUCCAGACUCAACGGUUAUUAUUUAAUAAUUAAAAUUACGUAAAAUUACUAAUUUGUGAUAGGAAGAAUUCAAAUGAAAUUUUAUAUAGAAAUUUCUUAAUUUUGAGAAGUUUCUCAGAUUAUUGUAAAAAUGAAUAAUUAUAUCUUACGAAUAUAUGUAUAAAAUAAUAAAAAUGUAUUUAUUUCGAACAACAAUAAA
Molecule: messenger RNA, 1758 nt
Organism: Nomia melanderi (Alkali bee)
Lineage: Eukaryota; Metazoa; Arthropoda; Insecta; Hymenoptera; Halictidae
Source: RefSeq, a predicted model, not a curated record